AUGCUGUCUACAGUGCAACUAUGGGUGGCGCUCGAGCUACUCGUCUCCUGGACAGAGGCCUUCCAGGACUCUGCUAUUCACACUCCACACUCCCCAAUCCACGAUCCAUCCGGCAGCAGUUUCACGACCUGUACAUCUGAGCCGAUUGAUCCCAGGCCCACUUGGUCCGUCAUUUCUAGUGAUACCACCAUCGACACCACUACUACGGUCCAGGUGCCCCCGCCGAUGAACACCUCCACCGUAUCAACAACCUCCACAGCAUGCUUCAAUAGUACGGUCACCACGACCAUCAUAGCAUCAAUAGUCUCAACGGACUGGUCUACUACCACAUGUACUACCACCACUACGACCACGGAUACAAUCACGGACACUACCACGGAUACUACUACGGAUACUACUACGGAGACAACCACGGAUACUACUACGGAGACGACCACAGAUACCACUACUGUCACGACUACGGAUACCACUACAGAUACUAUUACUGUGCCGACAACCAUCACAGUAGCUCCAAAUCCCUGUCCGACCACUUGCAGCAUGUCGGCAGGAACCGUCAACUUGUUCUACUGGCCAACGAACCAGCCACACCACGUGUUCCCGUCCACUUAUGUCAAUACGCAUCUCGAUUACACUUUGUGA
Penicillium canariense is the source of this 639-nucleotide messenger RNA. RefSeq lists its product as uncharacterized. NCBI's taxonomy places the organism in Eukaryota, Fungi, Ascomycota, Eurotiomycetes, Eurotiales, Aspergillaceae. The record is from RefSeq and is a predicted model, not a curated record. The transcript is spliced from 3 exons. Bases 1 to 639 code for a protein of 212 amino acids.